AUGAAAACGAUAGUAUUAAUAAUAUUUAUAAUCAUAUUAUCAAUUGAUUAUUCUAAUCCAAUAGAUCCACCAUUAGGAACAUCUAGUGUAACAUUUGUAUUUGAUGUAACUGGAUCAAUGCAUGAUGAUCUUUUACAAGUUAUUCAAGGUGCAACACAUAUAUAUAAUGCAACACUUCAACGAGAAUAUGCUAUUUAUGAUUAUAUACUUAUACCGUUUGCUGAUCCAGAUGUUGGACCAAUAUUAAAAACUCGUGAUCCAAAUCGAUUUCAACGAGGUUUACAAGAUUUAAUCGUACAAGGUGGUGGUGAUUGUCCAGAAAUGACAAUAACAGCUAUUAAAUUAGCUCUUGAACAAUCAUUACCAAAUUCAUUUAUUUAUGUAUUUACUGAUGCUCGUUCAAAAGAUUAUUUAUUAGGUGAUACUGUAUUAAAAUUAAUUCAAGAAAAGCAAAGUCAAGUUGUAUUCGUCAUGACAGGUGAUUGUGGUGAUCAAGAGCAUAUAGGCUAUCAAAUAUUUCAUAAAAUAGCUGCAACUAGUAGUGGACAAGUAUUUACUUUACAUAAACAACAAGUUAGCGAGAUUCUUAAUUUUGUUCAACAUUCAAUUCAAACACGAAAAGUUAAUUUAUUAGUUAUUGAUAAAAUUAAACGAAAUAAACAAACUUAUACAUUAGCAGUUGAUUCUAAACUUCUUGAAUUUACUAUAUCAGUUAGCGGUGCUAAUCCACAAGUAACAUUAAUUGAUCCAUCAAGAAAAACAUUAAAUCAACGUACAUUGUUUACACGUCUUUUACGUCUUAAAGAAGUUUACAUAUUAAAUGUAAAACAUCCAAUGAUUGGUGAAUGGAAAAUUCAAGUAAUAUCAUCAUCAGCACAUUCAAUACGUAUUACAGGUUUAAGUAGAUUAACGUUUCAGCAUGGUUUUUCAUCAAAUCUAAUUACUGAUUUAACACGAACACGUCGACAACCCAUUCAAGGUACUUUAACUUAUUUAACAAUUGAAAUAAAUAAUCAAGAUAAUGUUCGUAAUGCUGAACAAAUUGAAUUAAUUGAUUUAUUUGGUAAUGUACUUAACAGUGAGAAACUUCAACUAAAUCAUGUUCAUUCGACAUUAUAUUCAACUGUUAGAAAAUUUGAACCACCUGUUAAAAGUUUUUUCUUUUAUAUUCGAUUGUCUGGUAUUGAUAGUAAUGGUCAUUGUUUUCAACGUUUAAGUUCAACAGCACUAACAUCUAAUAUUCCAACAAAACCAGUUGUUACUAUUGAUUCAAAUUUAAUUGAAAUAAAAUCAAAUACUUCAAAUAAAAUUCAAUGUCAUAUACAAAGUCAACUUCCAUAUCAAGUUCAAUGGUUGAAGAACGGACAAUUAAUUUCCAUUUCGAAUUAUUCAGCUCAUAUAACUACAGUAGAAUAUUUAAUUGAUCAACCAACAGAAAUAAAUGAUGAAGGACUAUAUAUAUGCAAUGUAACAAGUACAAGUGGUUAUGAUAUUGGUGAAAUAAAUGUAGAUGUACUUGCUUCACCACCAAUUGUUCAAACGGUGCCAUCGAAAUCAUUAUUUGCAUUAGUUAGUAGUACUGUUUCAAUUGAUUGUCUCGUACAAAGUACAAGAGAUUAUAAAUUAAACUGGAAACGAGAAUUAUCAUCAUCGGUAUUAAUGGAACCAUCAGAAGCUCGUACAAGAAUUUUUGAAAAUGGCACUUUGGCAUUAAUAAAUAUUCAAAAAUCAGAUGAUGGUUCAGUAUAUGUAUGUAUUGCACAUAAUGAAGGUGGUAGCACACAAGAACGCAUUACUAUACAUGUACAGGAAACUCCAUAUGUUUAUGUUUAUCCGCAAACAGUAAUGUAUUCACAUGAAUGGAAUGUGACAUUAACAUGUGUUGGUACAGCAGGUAUUCCACGUCCAUUAUUAAUAUGGCGACGACAAAAUAAUACAAAUCCUGUGGAGCAAUCUUCUAAGAUACGAAUUCAUAAUGGACUUUUGACGAUUAUAUUGGCAAAAAAAGAUGAUGAAGGCUUUUAUGAAUGUAUUGGAAGUAAUGCAGCAGGUGAAGAUAUUAAAACAGCUCAAUUGAUCUAUGCUGUCUCAACAGAAAAUUCUCAUAUACUUGUUUCACCUGGUCAUGAUGUUGAUUUGAAAUGUAGUGUAGUAGGUGAAACAUAUCCUGAUAUACGUUGGUUUAGAGAAAAUGAACCUGUAACUCGUCAUCGAACAAGUCCACAUGGGCAAUUACAUAUCAGACAAGCAUCUGAAGAGGAAGAUAGUGGUAAUUAUACAUGUUUUGUGCAGAACACUGUUGGAUCAUCAUCUGUAUCAAUUCGUCUUGAUGUUGGAAUUAAACCAACAAUCAAUAUUCCCACCCAAGAGAUUCAAGUUGAAAUUGAUGAAAAAGUUCAACUUGUUUGUGAAGUAGAUGGUUCACCUAAACCCAACAUAGUUUGGUAUCAUAAUAAUACAGAACGUCCAUAUCAAAGUGAUGAUAGAUCGACAAUGAUUAUUACAAAUGUUCAACAACAUCAUGCUGGUAUUUAUACAUGUUUUGCUUCUAAUUUAUUCGGAAGUACAAGUGCUGAUAUCAAUUUAACUGUUACGAUGACUCCACGAUUCACUUUUACAUCUGACGGAUAUUUAAAUGGUAUUAUUUCACAAUCAUUGACGUUACCUUGUAAUCAUAUUGGUUUACCAAAACCAACUGUUAAUUGGUUUAAAGAUAAUAAUAUUCUUGUUUUGACACAUGAUCGAAUGACAAUUGAUUCAACAGGUUCAUUAACUAUUCAUUCAUUGAAAACAACUGACCGUGGUUCAUAUACUUGCGAUGUUUAUAAUGAAAUUGGUCAAGCAAAACAAUUAUUUCAAGUUGAUGUUUAUGAACCGCCCAGUGUGACAGAUAGUUCUGUAGAAAGUGAACUUGAUGUAAAUAUAUACAACCCAGUUCUUCUUCUUUGUCCAAUUACUGGUCAUCCUCAACCAACUAUUGUUUGGUUUCGUCAAAAUACUGUAAUCAAUCAUAAUCAAAAUAUGAAUAUUUAUUUACAUUCAAAUGGUUCUUUAGAAAUUCGAAAAGUUGACGUAACAGAUAGUGAUCGAUAUCAUUGUAUAGCAACAAAUCAAGCAGGAACAAUUACUCGAUAUAUACAACUUAAUGUUAACGUGCCACCUUGGAUUGUUGAUGCUGAAAAGGAAAUAGUUAUACAAGCUAAAAUUGGUAAGACAAUAACAUUAAUUUGUCCUGUAAUUGGUACACCAAAUCCAACCAUUAAAUGGUAUAAAUAUGAUAAUCAACUUGAAUCAUUUGAUUCAAAUGAUCAAUAUAUAUUAACAAAUGUAAAACAAACUGAUGAAGGUAUUUAUCGAUGUACAGCAACAAAUAAAGCCGGUACAACAUAUCGAAUAUUUAAUAUAUCUGUUCAUAUACCACCAUAUUUUGAACAUAAAUCAGAAAAUAUAAGUCGUCUUCAACAAAAAUCAAUUAUAUUAAAUCAUACACUAACAUUAUUAUGUCCAGCUAUUGGUUUACCUGAACCAAAAUUACUUUGGUUUUAUAAUGGAAAUGAAAUUCAACCAAAUAAAAAACAUUAUUUUAUUAAACAACAUGGAAAAAAAUUUAUUAUUAAUAAAAUUAAAUCUGAAGAUGAAGGUCGAUAUGUUUGUCAAGCAACGAAUAGAGUUGGAUCAAUUGAUAUUAUAUAUGAUAUUGAUGUCAUGAUUCCUCCAAAAUUUAGUGAAGAAAACAAUGGAAUAUUUGCAACAGAACAAUCAUAUAAAACUGGAGAACAUAUGCGUUUACCAUGUUCUGUAGAAGGAAAACCAAUGCCUAUACGACGAUGGUUUUUUAAUGGAAAAAAUACGAUUGAUUUACCUCGCAUUAAAUUUGUCUACGAUGGUCUUUAUAUUGAAAUUGAACAUUUAACAUUGAAUGAUGAUGGUCGUUAUACAUGUCGUGCUGAAAAUCCAGCUGGUCGUGCUGAAAAAUAUUUUGAUAUUGAUGUAUCAAAUCCUCCUGUAUUUAAUGAUUCAUUAACACAAGUUAAAAUACAAGCAUUAAUUAAUUCAACAGUAACAUUACCUUGUUUUACUUAUGGUGUUCCAAAACCGCUAAUUAAUUGGUUUUAUGAUACAAGUUUACUAUCAGAGAAUAAACAAGAAGCAUUAAUUAUUGAACAUGUUCAAGUUAAUGAUACAGGUAUAUAUGAAUGUAUAGCAAUGAAUAAAGCAGGAGAAAUUCGAAAAAAAUUUAUAUUAGAAACAUAUGCACCACCAUCAAUUAAUUUAAAUAAUCAAACAACUCGUAUUAUUAUUCGUCGUAAUGAAAGUUUAACACUCAAAUGUCCAGCAUAUGGAUAUCCAAUACCAAUAACUCGUUGGUAUAAAAAUGAAAUAGAAUUAUAUGGAUUUGAUAAAGAAUUAUUCAUAAAAUCAAUUGAUCGACAAGAUGCUGGACUCUAUUCAUGUAUUGUCUCAAAUAAUGUUGGGACAGAUCGACGAUAUUUUAAUAUGAUUGUCUCUGGACCACCGGAAAUUUUACGUAGUCAUAUAAAUAUUCGUCCGAGUGUUGUUCGAGGUUCUUCAAUAACACUUUCGUGUCCUUAUACUACUGAACGAUCUUCAUUAAUAGUCGUAACUAAUACAACAUGGAUUCCUCCUUAUUUCAAAACUGAACAUGAAUUAAUUCGUCGUUCAUUAAAUUUAAAUGAAAAUCAAUUAUUAAUACCAAAUGUACAAUUAGAAGAUGGUCAAACAUGGAAAUGUAUCGUUGCUAAUGAAUAUGGUUUUGAUUCACUUGAAUUUCAACUUGAAAUUCUUGUACCACCUGAAAUAUUAAAUGAUGAUGCAGAAGAAUUACUACAAGUGGAAAAUAAUAAUACAGUUCAAUUAAUAUGUCAAACAUUUGCACAUCCAUCAGCUCAGAUUUUAUGGCGUAAAAAUGGACAUCUAAUUGAUUCAAAUAAAUAUGUUAUAAUAAAAGGUAAUCAUUCUGAAAUUUUGCAAAUAUUUAUAAAUGAUGAACAGGAUGGUGGAACAUUUACAUGUGUAGCAUCAAAUUCAAUUGGAAAAAGUGAAAAACAUUUUUUUGUUGAUAUAUUUUUACCUCCAACAUUCGAUUAUGUAUCAACAAAUCGUCAUAAAAUUCAAUUAAAUCGUACUUAUACAUUACCAUGUUUAGUUAAAGGUAUACCAAAACCAAUAAUAAAAUGGUUAAAAAAUGGAAAGAAAUUUUCUAUUGAUAAUAAACGUAUUCAAUUAUAUCGCGAUGAUCAAUAUCUUGAAAUUCGAUAUGUAAAUGAACAAGAUGCUGGAAUUUAUACAUGUGUAGCUGAAAAUUUAGCAGGAAAAGCUAAACAAAAUCUUGAAUUACAAGUUUUAGUUCCACCACGUAUUGAAAAUGAUACUACAAAUAUUGAAGCUAUUUUUAGUUCAACUGUCAAUUUAACAUGUUCAGCAUAUGGAAAUCCAAAGCCGACAAUUGUAUGGUUUAAAGAAGGUCGUCAUUUACAAUAUGGUAAUCAUUAUUUGCCGGUUGUGCUUGCAUCUAUACAGAAUGCUAUGCGUAUAUUUUAUACGUGUAUUGCUUCAAAUGAAGCAGGAAGUGCAGAGCAACACUAUCGUAUUAAUCUUCUAGGUACGAUAAAUGAACUUAAAUUGUUUUUGUACAUUGUAGAUAACAAUUUUGUUAGUAUUAAAGGAAUUCCUCCAUCAAUCGAUUCCAUAUCAAUAAGUCCAAUGUCAACACCAAUAGCUGGCAACCAUUUUACGUUAGAAUGUUUUGCUAAUGGUACACCUGAACCAAUCAUUUCCUGGCAUUUCAAAAAUCGUCGAUUAUCAUCAGGACAUAAUCGAUAUUAUCAAAUAGUGCGUGCGUCAUUAAAUGAUACUGGUUUGUAUACAUGUAUAGCUGAAAAUAAAAUUGGUAUUGCAAAAAAAGAUAUUCAUAUUGAUGUUCUAUUACCACCAUCGAUUGUUAAUAAUGGUCAAUUGAUAAAUGAGAUAACUAUAUUAAAAGGUGAAUCUGUUGUUUUAACUUGUUUACUUCAUGCUAUUCCUUUGCCAACUAUCAUUUGGACAAAAAAUGAACAAAUACUAUUUGAUUCAGAAAGAAUUUCAAUGAGUGAUAAUAAUUUUCAAUUACAUAUUGAAAAUGUUUCAUUAAGUGAUCGUGGUCGUUAUCAAUGUCAAGCAGAAAAUUUAGCUGGUCGUUCACAACAAAUAUUCGAUAUACAAGUUCAUAUACCACCAGAAAUUCAUCAAACAAAUAUUAAUCUAAAUCCAUAUGUUAUACUUGGAAAAAAUAUUAUUUUAUCAUGUCAUGGAUUCGGAGUGCCGGAAAUAAAUUAUCGAUGGUUCAAAGAUGACAGAAGUCUAUUAGAAUCUCAUUCAUAUGCAAGAUUAUUAGAAAAUGGAGCUAGAUUACAAAUUGAUUCAGCACAUUCAUCAGAUGCAGGCUUUUAUACAUGUCAAAUAUCAAAUGUUGCUGGUCAAGUAAAUUUAACAUAUCUAUUAGAUGUUUUUAUACCACCAACAAUUGAUCGAUCGAAUUUAGUUGAAAUUUAUCAAGUUAAAUUUAAUCAAACAGCCCGUCUUGAAUGUCCUAUGUAUGGAAAACCUGAACCUCAUAUAAUGUGGUUCAUAAAUGGACGAGAUUUGAAUAGAAAUAAUAAUCGAUAUGAAUUAAUUGAUGAAAACCGAGUAUUAAUUAUAAAUUCAGUUAAUUUAAAUGAUAAUGCACGUUACACAUGUAUCGGAACAAAUAUUGCUGGUGAACUUUCAAAUCAUAUAGAUUUACAAAUAUUUGUUCCACCAACUAUACAACGUGAUCCAAAUGAAGAUAAUGUCAAUGUUAUUCAAUAUUAUCAUAUUGCUUUAACUUGUACAGCAAAUGGUGAUCCGUUGCCUUCUGUAUUAUGGGAAAAAGAUGGUCUUCCUGUUGAUACAACAAAUUCUCGAUAUAGAAUUGGACCAUCUGGUUUUCAAUUACUGAUUAUUCAAGCUGAUCCAACUCAAGCAGGAAUUUAUACUUGUCUAGCCUAUAGUAAAGCUGGUGAAGCAAAAGAACAAUUCCGUUUAACAGUAUUAGUUCCACCGAUAGUCACAGUAGAGAGCAAUGAAAUCAUUGGUAUUGUUAACAAACCUAUUACACUUAAUUGUCAUGCUGAUGGAUAUCCAUUACCGACCAUAUACUGGACGAAAGCAGGUCAUUCAAUUGAUACUCAGCCAGGUUUUCAAAUCUUAAAUAAUGGUUCAUUGAGAAUUCAUCAUUUACAAGUUCAAGACACAGGUUAUUAUAUAUGUUGGGCAGAAAAUCUUGUUCAGCGUGCUUACGCACAAGUUCGAUUAGAAGUUCAAGUUCCACCAUCAAUUAAUCAAAUUGAAAGAUACUAUACUGGUAUUGUUGGUCAAUCAGUAAAAUUAUCUUGUCAAGCUAAUGGAAUUCCUAUUCCAAAUAUAACUUGGAAUGGCAUAUAUAAUAUAUCAGGAACAGCUAUUAUUGAUUCAUUUGGUAAUUUAUAUAUAAAUCAACUUGAAAAGCAUCAUGCUAGUGAAAUUAUGUGUUAUGCACAAAAUACAAUUGGUCAAGCAUCAAAACAAUUUACUUUAAUUGUUCUUGAUCCUCAAACAACAGCAACAACAACAAUAACAACUGUUAUAUAUGAAAAUAUUCCAACACAAACUCCUUUUCUUAUAAUAUCACCAAAAAAUAUAAUUGUUGAUUAUGGUGAUAACUUGGAAUUAAUCUGUCAAACAAAUACAAUUAAUCCCUUUGACAUUCAAUGGUUACAUAAUGGUCAUUUAGUAAAUAAUAAUAAUUAUUUAGCUCAUUUUUAUGAUCGAAAUAUUCUUCGAAUAAAUAAAGUUAUUGAUAAACAUACAGGAAUUUAUCAAUGUUUUUCAAAUAAUUCAUUUGAUCAACAAUUUAUUAAGUCAAUGCCUGUAACAGUUACUGUUCGUCCUCAUCCGAACAGUCGCAAUCGUGCAAUAAUAUCUGGUCACCGUUUAAUACUUUCAUGUGAAAUUGAAGUAGGUGAGAAUGAAAAUUUUCUUGGUACGAUUGAAUGGUUUCAUAAUGGAUCACCAUUAAAAUUAAAUUCAUUCAAUCGAAAUAGGAUUGAUUAUCGAAAUGGUACAUUAAUAAUUGAUCAAACAUCAGGUUCAGAUUCAGGUGUUUAUAAAUGUGUAUUUCGAAAUGAUAAUGGUACUCGUUCGGAAUCCUAUCAUUCAGUUAAUAUUCUAACUCAACCUACGUUUACAAUUAAAUUGCCUCGGUCGGCACAACGACCUGUCAAUGGUUCAAUGCUUAUACUCAAUUGCCUUGCCGAUGCAUGGCCUGAACCAACAUUAAAAUGGACAAAAAAUGGAACUAGUCUAACAGGAUUCGAUGAUGUUCGAAUACAAAUAUUACCUAAUAAUUCAUUGAAAAUAUAUCCAAUACAAAUAUCUGAUACUGGACGUUAUACAUGUUCAGCUGAAAAUGCACUUGGUAUUGCAAAAACUACCUGUGAUGUUAUUGUUUAUGAAGUUCCAUUAACAGCAUCUACUCGACAUCUUCAGGGUAAACUAAAAAAAAUCAAUAUCGAUAAUAUUGAACUUCAUUCAAAUACAAUUUUAAAAAAAACAACAUUAAAUAAAGUACAAUCAAAUCUUGCAUCAUUGUUUCGAACACUUUUUAUUUUUCUUUUUCCACCUUCACUCAUUUCUUUAACAACAACGGAAAUUCGUGAAAAUAUAUCAUCUUCAUUUUGUUCAAUCGAUGAUAAAUUUCAGCGUGAUAUGAUUAUAUCAUUUAUCGAUGGUUCACAUAUUAGUAUAAUUGAAAGAGUUUCUGAUAAACGAAUUGAAUUCAAUGGUUCAUAUCCAGAUGAUUAUGAGUUUAAAAAUAAUACAUUUUUUACAGAGAUAAUGAUUCAAACCGAUUUGGGUAUGUUACAUAAUGGUAGAGUUUAUUGA
Rotaria sp. Silwood2 is the source of this 8943-nucleotide messenger RNA. Lineage: Eukaryota; Metazoa; Rotifera; Eurotatoria; Philodinida; Philodinidae. The record is from the annotation of a GenBank genome assembly.